CUCACAUUGAAGUCAACAAUUUCAUUCGAGGCCUUUUGGGCGAACUAUACAUUUUAGUUUUUAACGUAGUUGAGAGAGGAAACAAAUAAAACCCAUGCACGUCGAACCGCGCAGGCUGGAAUGGGCUCUGCUCUGCUCACUGGGCCGAAAUCGAUGGCUUACUAUACAUACAACCCAACCCAUAUGGCCUUGACGCCUUGUUUCUUCUUGUCGUACAGGCAGAGAGAGGCGAGAAAUUAGAGAGAAACGCACUAACUAACUAACCUAACUACUUAUCUAGUUCGUUAUAUGAUCAUCAUCACCAUUACUUAAUCAUUUACCUGUUUAAUUAUACACUUCCUUUUACAAAACUGUAAAGUUAAUGUAGUCAAUAUCCAGAUUCUGUCUCAACCCAAAUGGGCAUUAACUAAUUUCAACCAACCAAAGAGCUGAAACUAACAAACAAAAGAGAGAAAGAAAACAUAGAUAUUAUAAUGAAGCUAGCUGACAAUUAAUGGGGUUGGAGGGCCGCCCUUCUUUAGAUCUUACCUCUCAGGCCUUACUCCUCAAUCCCAUGCACUGCAAUCCACCACUAAUCAAUGAUCAAAUCCCCCUAAUCACAUACAGCCAAAAAAUUAUGGACUAAAACCGCUAAUCCUCCCCGCUGUUUUGGAAACCUGGGGAAAAGUAAAAAACUGGAGCCAUGGAUGCGGACAGCAAAGUUACUCAAAACCACCCCAUAACUCAGUCAAACCUAAACAUUUCAAUCCAAUGGCGGGUUGAGGAAUGAGGCUAGCUAGAUGCUUUUGUUCCCUUAAUCACUGCACAAACCGAAAUUUUAUCAUUGUUCGAGUUCGUUGAACCUCUGUUAAAUCGAAUCUAUAUAUUGUUGUUAGUCCUGCGAAUAAGAGCUUAGGUUAAUAGUAAACCAAAAUUAGAAAAUUUAAGAAAUUUAGAAGUUAGGUCUGAUCUAAAAUUAGUUUUUCGUUGUUGGUAAAAAUGAGUUAUUCUUUGCGAAGGAAGGAACAUUUUUCUUGUUAAGGAAAAUAAUAAUAAUAAUUUUUUUUAAAGAAGAUGGAAGUAUAAUUGAGGACUCAUUUUUCAGACUUUUCUUUGUCGAUUAGAAUGAGAGUGACAAAGAGAUCGAUUCAUCGUUUCAUUGUUUUGCAUACACGCGCUUAAACUCACUUUCUCUCCCAGCCCUCAUCUCUGAAAUGGUCAAAGUCUCCCGUUCCCUCCUUCUCUGUGUGUCUUUCUCUGUGUACAUCGAUGUAUAUAAACUUCCUUCCUUCCCCCCUCCAUUUGUUAACAACUCACAAGCAUUUUUGCAGUGUGUAAUGUUUGAAGGAGCUCGAUUAGAGCCGGAGCUAUAGCCUUGCAAUUUGCUUGUCAGGCUUUGAUCGAUUGGGUGGUUGUCAGGAAAGCAAUUGAAUUAGUUGAUCCGUCGGAAAAGUUUGAGAAAUGGCCGGCGGGAGCAACAUGGAGCGGACUUUGGAGGAGACGCCCACUUGGGCUGUCGCCGCCGUGUGCUUUGUGCUGGUCGUCAUUUCCAUCUUCAUCGAACAGCUGAUCCAUCUCGCCCACAAGUGGCUGCAUAAGUUGCACAAGCCAGCUCUAGUGGAAGCGCUGGAGAAAGUGAAAGCGGAGCUGAUGCUGUUGGGUUUCCUGUCGUUGCUGCUCACAGUGUUCCAAAGCCCAAUCUCGAGUAUUUGCGUCUCCGAAAGCAUUGGAGCUACCUGGCAUCCUUGCACCAAGAAACAAGAGAAAUCAGAGGAUUCAGGGGACGGCGACGAGGACCGCCGCCGCCGUCUUCUCCAGUUUCUGGAUCCUGAAGUGAGCGUUAGGCGAAUCUUAGCCACCAAAGGCGUUGACAAGUGUACAGAGAAGGGAAAAGUAGCGUUUGUGUCGGCCUAUGGUAUCCAUCAGCUGCAUAUAUUUAUCUUCGUGCUGGCAGUUUUCCACAUCCUUUACUGCAUCCUCACCUAUGCACUGGGCAGAACCAAGAUGAGAAAGUGGAGGCAAUGGGAGGAUGAGACCAAGACACUUGAGUAUCAGUACCAUAAUGAUCCUGAGAGAUUUAGGUUUGCAAGGGAUACAUCUUUUGGGCGUCGCCACUUGAAACUAUGGAGCAAGUCCACAAUUCUUCUUUGGAUUGUCUGCUUCUUCAGACAGUUCUUUAGGUCAGUGACCAAGGUGGAUUACAUGACCCUGAGACAUGGGUUUAUCGCGGCACAUUUGGCACCUGGGAGUCAGAGCAGAUUCGACUUCCAGAAAUACGUCAACAGAUCACUUGAGGACGACUUCAAAGUUGUUGUAGGGAUCAGUCCGGUUCUGUGGUUUUUUGCAGUGCUGUUCCUGAUGUCCAACACACAUGGAUGGUUUGCUUAUCUCUGGCUACCCUUCAUUCCACUAAUUAUAAUCCUGGUGGUGGGAGUAAAGCUUCAAGUGAUCAUAACCCAGCUGGGACUCAGAAUUCAGGACAGAGGCGAUGUGGUUAAAGGAGCACCUGUGGUUCAACCAGGAGAUGACCUCUUCUGGUUUAGCAGCCCUCGCCUCAUUCUCUCCCUCAUCCAUUUCUGCCUCUUCCAGAAUGCAUUCCAGCUCGCCUUCUUCAUUUGGAGUGUGUAUGAAUUCGGAAUCAAAACUUGCUUCCACGAGAAGACCGAGGACAUUGUCAUCCGAAUCUCUAUGGGGGUGAUGAUUCAAGUGCUGUGCAGUUACGUGACCCUGCCGCUGUACGCACUGGUCACACAAAUGGGUUCCACCAUGAGGCCCACAAUCUUCAACGACCGAGUGGCGACGGCGCUCAAGAACUGGCACCGGACGGCCAGGAGGCAGACAAGACACGGCGGCACACCGACGUCCAGCCGGCCCCAGACGCCGAGCCACGGCAUGUCCCCUGUCCACCUCCUCCACAACUACCGGAGCAGCACGGCCCCCGACAGCCUCAUGAACUCUCCGGCGAGAAACUCCAACUUCGACGCUGAUCAGUGGGACCCGGAGGCGCUGAACUCGCCGGUUCACCAUAACUACAGCAGCCACGGCGGCAGUGGAAGCGGCGCCGGCGGGCACCGGGAGUACUCCGAGGAUCAGUUCCAGCACAACAUGAGCUUGAGGCAGCCGAAGCAGCAGCAGGCGGCGGAGGAGGAGGGGGACGAGGAUGUGGUGGUGGCGGUGAGGAAUAUAGAGCAGGUGGUGGUGGCGGCGGAGGAGAUGCGGCUGCCGCCGGGGCCCGGAUCGAUCAGGACGCAGCAUGAGAUGAACAUUGGGUUGUCGGAUUUCACGUUCAGGAAAGGGUAGAGAGAUAAGAGCUGCUUGUUCAAAUCUUUUUGUUAUUUUGUUCUUUGGGGAUCGGAUUUUCUCAAUUUUUCGGUUUGCAGUUGGAGGGGAAUGUACAUUCUGUUGUACAUGAUGAUAGAAUCGAAAGCAUGUGAUGUAUAGAAUUGUUGUACCGAAGAAGUAAGAGCAAGGAAGAAACCCAGCCAGAUUUCUCAUUUUAUUUUCUGUUUUCAUUCCAUAAAUUUGGCAACCGAAACGACGAACCUUGUUUACUUUUUAUUCUGUUUUCUAUUCGUUUCCAACUAUGAAAACAGAAAGUGACAACUUCCUGCUGUUUUCGGAAACGACAAAAUGUUGUUUUCACCUGUUUUCAACAUCUAUUUUUUCGGAAACAGGAAACAAAAAUGAAAGUAAACAGACCCUUAGCUUUCAAACUGAGGAAUCUGGGUAGAAAGGAAGUCUAACUAAUAACAAAAAUUAGAAAAAUAUUGAUUUUAUGAGUUAUUCAAAAUUUAAAAAAUAUUGUUCAACUCAUAGCAUAUCAAUCUAGUACUGCUGUUAAAAAAUAAAAAUUUGAUCAAUAUCAUAAUAACCUUGGUAUAUUGCAUGUUAAUCUAACUACAUAAUAGUGGCUUAUAUAAAUUUCCCAUAUAAGUUGACUUAUGACGAAUUUGCCAUUCAAAUAAUUAAAUUACUUCUAGGUAAACCAAGGCGAGGUUGGAGGGCAUAUCUUCGCAACCUAUGAAUGGAAAUUGGUACGAUGACAGUAUCUCGAUAUGGUACUAAGUAUCGAUAUUUCAAAUAUCGAAUAAUAUUUGAAAAUUUAUUUCAAUCUAUAAAUAAAUUCGGGCUUCCAAUUUUCCAAUUUUUUUGGAUACGAUAUCUUUAUUCCUGAAUAUUAAAUUAAUCAUUUUGCAAUUAAAAAUUAAAUAUAUAAAUAAUUCUUCGAACACCUAUAAUGUGAGUAUUUUUAAUGGUUUUAAUUUCAUGAUUUAAAAGCUUGGUGAUGAGAAAUUGAGGUUAGAAAAGCCUAAUUGAAGUACACGUAUGGAUUCAAUAUAAGCUCCCAUUUGAGGCUAAGAGACUAGGCAAACUGUAUUGUGUUUGUUUAGAGCUAAAACAAAAGAGAAAGAAAAAGGAGGAAAUGGUGAAUUGGUGAUAUGUCAAUUCCUCGUCAAUGGUAAUCACGGGUUCGACGGUUUUUGGAGGCUAGGAGAUGACUAAGGAGAAUAUUCGUUUUUAUUUUUUUAAAUUUAACAAGAGAUUGAGUGAGAACAAGAGUGGCCUAGAAAAUAAGAAAAACCAACCCUGGUUAGGUGGGAAUUGGGGGCUUGUGCGUUGUCAAAAAAUGAGAACCAAGACCAAAGGUAAGAUAGUCUAAUGGUAAAGUUGCCACGAUAGUGAAGGUUUGAGAAGUGCAGAUCCCAGAUUUGAAUCCAAGCGAGACCCGUUGGAGUUCCCGGAGGUAUAAGGCUGCCGGAGACGAAACCCGGUUGACGUCGAAUUUGAUUGCAAGUGGCCCCCAGGUUUAGUAGGACCCGCUGUCACAAAAUAACACGUGGGGCUGAGGUUCUUAGGUAAUAUAAAAAAAAGAACCAAGUAGAAGUUGUGGCUAUAUUUAAUUAACUAUAAAUAUUUGAUACUUUUUCGAUAUUUCAAUCCACAAUGCUGAAUAAUUUACAAAACCAAUUUCAAUAAAAAUAAUAAUUUGAU
Molecule: messenger RNA, 4971 nt
Organism: Linum trigynum
Lineage: Eukaryota; Viridiplantae; Streptophyta; Magnoliopsida; Malpighiales; Linaceae
Source: the annotation of a GenBank genome assembly